Molecule: messenger RNA, 16651 nt
Organism: Gymnogyps californianus (California condor)
Lineage: Eukaryota; Metazoa; Chordata; Aves; Accipitriformes; Cathartidae
Gene: FAT4
Product: FAT atypical cadherin 4
Biological process (GO): homophilic cell-cell adhesion
Cellular component (GO): cell-cell junction; plasma membrane
Molecular function (GO): calcium ion binding
Source: RefSeq, a predicted model, not a curated record
AUGGGCCGCCCCCCCGCCGUCCGCGGGGCCCCGCCGCCGCUGCUGCUGCUCCUGCUGGUGCCGUUGCUGCCGCUGGGCGCCGCCGCGGAGCCCCGCCAGGUCUUCCAGGUGCUGGAGGAGCAGCCGCCCGGCACCUGGGUGGGCACCAUCGCCACCCGCCCCGGCUUCACCUACCGCCUGAGCGAGCACCACGCCCUCUUCUCCAUCAACGCCACCUCGGGUGCCCUGCAUACCCGCGCCACCAUCGACCGCGAGAGCCUGGCCAGCGACGUGGUGGACCUGGUGGUGCUCUCCAGCCAGCCCACCUACCCCAGCGAGGUGCGGGUCCUGGUGCUCGACCUCAACGACAACGCGCCUGUCUUCCCCGAUCCCUCCAUCGUGGUGACUUUCAAGGAGGACACGGGCAGCGGGCGCCAGCUUAUCCUGGACACGGCUACCGAUGCCGACAGUGGCACUAAUGGCGUAGACCACGGCUCCUAUCGCAUCGUGGCCGGCAAUGAGGAGGGGCGUUUCCGGCUCAACAUCACCCUCAACCCCAGCGGUGAAGGAGCUUUCUUGCACCUGGUUUCCCGGGGUGGGCUGGACCGGGAGGCCACCCCCACCUACCAGCUGUUGGUGCAAGUGGAGGACAAGGGCGAGCCCCGUCGGCGGGGGUACCUUCAGGUCAACGUCACCGUCCAGGACAUCAAUGACAACCCACCCGUCUUCAGCCAGACCCUUUACCAGGCACGAGUGCCUGAGGAUGCGCCUGUUGGGGCCAGCGUUCUCCAGGUGGCUGCAGCUGAUGCUGAUGAAGGUACCAAUGCUGACAUCCGCUACCGCCUGGAAGGAGGUGAUGGCGGCGGCGGUGGUGGUGGGGAGGGGGCUGGCAGCCUUCCGUUUGAAGUGGACCCCGAGAGCGGGGUGAUCCGCAUCCGGGAGCGCUUGGACUAUGAGGUGCGACAGCAGUACUCGCUGACGGUGCAGGCCAUGGACCGAGGGGUGCCGGCGCUGAGCGGCCGGGCUGAGGCCCUCAUCCGCCUGCUCGAUGUCAAUGACAACGAGCCCCGGGUGAAGUUUCGCUAUUUCCCGGCCACCUCCCGCUUUGCCUCCGUGGACGAGAACGCGGCCCCUGGCACGGUGGUGGCCCUGCUGACGGUGAGCGAUGCCGACUCCCCCGCGGCCAACGGGAACAUCUCUGUGUCGAUCCUGGCGGGAAACGAGCAGCGGCACUUUGAGGUGCACAGCAGUAAGGUACCUAACCUCAGCCUUAUAAAGGUAGCAGCCGCGUUGGACCGGGAGCGCAUCCCGGCCUAUAACCUUACGGUGGCGGUGGCGGAUAACUACGGGGCCCCGCCGCCGCCUCCGGGCUCCCCCACUUCUGCCCUUUCCCCCGACGGGGGGGUGGCAGCUCCUGUGAGUCGCUCGUCAGUAGCUAGCCUGGUGAUCUUUGUGAAUGACAUUAACGACCACCCCCCCGUCUUCGGGCAGUCGGUCUACAGGGUGAACAUCAGCGAGGAGGUGCCCCUGGGCAGCUACGUGCGGGGCCUGAGUGCCACGGACCGUGACUCGGGCCUCAACGCCAACCUCAAAUACAGCAUCGUCUCGGGCAACGAGCUUGGCUGGUUUCGCAUCAGCGAGCACAGCGGGCUGGUCACCACGGCCGGCCCCGAGGGCGGCACCGCCGGGCAUGCCGCGGGCACGUCCGUCUCCAGCGGGCUGGACCGGGAGACUGCUUCUCAGGUGGUGCUCAACAUCAGUGCCCGCGACCAGGGGGUGCAGCCCAAGUUCUCCUACGCACAGCUGGUGGUGACCAUCCUGGAUGUCAACGACAACAAACCUCGCUUCAGUCAGCCCGAGGGCUACCAGGUGUCCCUGGCUGAAAACUCCCCCUCGGGAACUGAGCUGCUGGUCCUGAGCGCCACGGAUGGGGACCUGGGGGACAAUGGGACUGUCCGCUUCUCCCUGCAGGAAGCUGAGCCGGCGCUGGCAGCGGUUGGCCCCUCCUCGGUGACCCCUCGUCGGAUCUUUCGCUUGGAUCCUGUGUCGGGCAAGCUCAGCACCAUCUCGCAGCUAGACCGGGAGGAGCAGGCUCACUUCUCCCUGCAGGUCCUGGCCACUGAUUUAGGCUCUCCUCCCCUUUCUUCGAUAGCCCGAGUUAACGUGAGUCUCCUGGAUGUGAAUGACAAUAGCCCUGUGUUUUACCCCGUUCAGUAUUUUGCCCAUAUCCAAGAGAAUGAGCCAGCCGGAACCUAUGUGACCACAGUGUCUGCCACGGACCCUGAUCUGGGACCCAAUGGGACAGUCAAGUACAGCAUCUCAGCUGGAGACACCUCCAGGUUUCAGGUCCAUGGCCAGACAGGGGUCAUCACAACAAAAAUAGCCCUUGACAGGGAGGAGAAAACUGCUUACCAGUUGCAGAUCGUGGCCACUGAUGGUGGCCAUCUUCAGUCGCAGAACCAAGCCAUUGUCACCAUCACUGUCUUGGACACCCAGGACAAUCCACCUGUUUUCAGCCAGGGCAUGUACAGUUUUGUUGUCUUUGAAAAUGUUGCCCUAGGUUACCAUGUAGGUACUGUUUUUGCUUCCACCAUGGACCUCAACACCAACAUCAGUUACCUUAUUACGACGGGUGACCAAAGGGGCAUGUUUGCCAUCAACAGGGUGACGGGGCAGAUCACCACAGCCAGUAUUAUUGACAGGGAGGAGCAAGCAUUUUACCAGCUGAAGGUGGUUGCUAGCGGUGGGGCGAUAACUGGAGAUGCUAUGGUCAACAUAACUGUCAAAGAUUUAAAUGACAAUUCCCCCCACUUUAUUCACGCGGUGGAAAGUGUAAAUGUGGUUGAAAACUGGAAAGCUGGGCAUACCAUAUUCCAGGCCAAAGCUCUUGAUCCUGAUGAAGGUGUUAAUGGCGUGGUCCUUUACAGCCUUAAGCAAAACCCGAAGGGCUUGUUUUCAAUCAAUGAACAAACAGGUGCCAUAAGCUUAAUAGGGCCACUUGACAUAAAUGCUGGGUCUUACCAGGUUGAAAUCCUGGCCUCGGAUAUGGGGGUGCCGCAGCUGUCCUCUAACUUUAUCCUGACUGUCUCUGUCCAUGAUGUAAAUGAUAACCCGCCUGUGUUCGACCAGCUUUCCUAUGAAAUUACUAUUUUGGAGUCGGAGCCUGUGAAUUCCAGGUUCUUUAAGGUGCAGGCUUCCGACAAAGACUCGGGAGUGAAUGGCGAAAUAGCUUACAGUAUAAUUGAAGGAAAUACUGGGGAUGCCUUUGGCAUAUUCCCAGAUGGCCAGCUGUAUAUAAAAAGUGAACUGGACCGUGAGCUUCAGGAAAGAUAUAUUUUACUGGUUGUUGCCUCUGAUAGAGCAGUGGAACCACUCAAUGCUACUGUGAAUGUUACCGUAAUUCUGGAGGAUGUAAAUGAUAAUAGGCCCCUGUUCAACAGUACCAACUACGUAUUUUAUUUUGAAGAGGAGCAGAGGGGUGGAUCGUAUGUAGGUAAAAUAAAUGCUGUCGAUAAAGACUUCGGGCCAAAUGGUGAAGUCAGGUAUUCAUUUGAGCAUAUGCAGCCAAAUUUCGAGCUGAACACGGUAACUGGGGAAAUAAGAAGCACUCAUCAGUUUGACAGAGAAGCUCUUAUGAGACAAAGGGGAGCUGCAGUAUUUAGUCUCACGGUAAUAGCAACAGAUCAGGGGUUGCCAAAGCCUCUAAAGGAUCAGGCAACUGUGCAAAUCUACAUGAAAGACAUCAAUGAUAAUGCCCCCAAAUUUUUGAAAGAUCUCUACCAAGCUUCUAUAUCAGAAUUGGCAGCAAAUCUGACACAGGUUCUGAGAGUUUCUGCCUCAGAUGUUGAUGAAGGGGUUAAUGGUUUGAUUCACUACUCUGUAAUCAAGGGAAAUGAAGAAAACCAGUUUGCAAUAGAUAGCAGCACAGGCCAAGUGACCUUAGUAGGCAAACUAGAUCACGAAGCUACUGCGUCGUAUUCGCUUGUCAUCCAAGCGGUAGACUCGGGAGCAGUUUCCCUAAGUUCAACUUGCAUGUUGAGCAUUGAUGUGUUGGAUGAAAAUGACAACAGUCCUUCCUUCCCUAAGUCAACCUUGUUAGUGGAUGUCUUGGAAAAUAUGAGAGUUGGUGAACUUGUGUCAUCUGUCACUGCCACCGAUUCUGAUUCAGGUGACAAUGCUGACCUCCACUAUAGCAUUACGGGGACAAACAAUCAUGGGACCUUUAGCAUCAGUCCCAACACUGGUAGUAUUUUUCUUGCAAAGAAACUGGACUUUGAGACACAGUCUCUGUAUAAACUAAAUAUAACAGCAAAAGACCAAGGAAGGCCACCACGGUCAUCUACAAUGUCAGUGGUAAUACAUGUUAGGGAUUUCAAUGACAACCCUCCUAAUUUUCCUCCGGGGGAUAUCUUUAAAUCUAUUGUUGAGAACGUUCCUGUUGGUAGCUCUGUCAUUUCUGUGACUGCUCAUGAUCCAGAUGCGGAUAUUAACGGGCAGCUAACGUAUGCAAUCAUUCAGCAGAUGCCAAGGGGUAAUCAUUUCCGUAUAGAUGAAGUGAGAGGGACAAUAUUUACCAACGCUGAAAUAGAUCGCGAGUUUGCUAAUCUCUUUGAGUUAACAGUCAAAGCCACCGAUCAGGCUGUUCCUGUGGAGUCCAGGCGAUUUGCUUUGAAGAAUGUGACCAUUUUGGUGACGGAUCAAAAUGACAACGUUCCCGUGUUCAUAUCGCAAAACGCUCUCGCGGCCGACCCCUCAGUUGUGAUCGGUUCGAUCCUAACGACAAUUAUUGCUGCGGAUCCUGACGAGGGCGCCAACGGAGAAGUGGAAUAUGAAAUAGUCAAUGGAGAUACCGAAACCUUCAUUGUGGAUCGCUAUAGCGGAGAUUUAAGGGUAGCGUCAGCCUUGGUGCCUUCUCAGCUCAUAUACAAUCUCAUAGUUUCUGCCACGGAUCUUGGCCCUGAAAGGAGAAAAUCCACCACCGAGAUGACCAUAAUUCUGCAAGGGGUUGACGGGCCUGUUUUCACUCAGCCGAAAUACAUAACCAUCUUAAAAGAAGGUGAACCUAUCGGGACAAAUGUGAUAUCUAUCGAAGCGGCGAGUCCGCGGGGCUCCGAAGCUCAGGUGGAAUAUUACAUCGUGUCCGUCCGAUGUGAAGAUAAGAGUCUCGGGCGCCUCUUCACCAUCGGGCGCCAUACUGGUGUCAUCCAGACCGCUGCCAUUUUGGACAGGGAGCAAGGAGCACGUCUCUACUUGGUGGAUGUUUAUGCCAUUGAAAAGUCAUCUGUUUUGCCCCGCACGCAACGAGCAGAGGUGGAAAUAACGCUUCAGGAUAUCAAUGACAACCCACCAGUAUUCCCCACAGAUAUGCUUGAUCUGACCGUAGAAGAAAAUAUAGGAGAUGGAUCUAAAAUAUUGCAGCUGACAGCCAUGGAUGCUGAUGAGGGAGCCAAUGCCCUUGUCACAUACACUAUUAUCAGCGGUGCGGAUGAUAGCUUCCACAUUGACCCCGAGUCAGGAGACCUGAUAGCCACCAAGCGCCUGGACCGGGAGCGCCGCUCCAAGUACUCCUUGCUGGUUCGUGCUGAUGACGGCCUGCAGUCCUCAGACAUGAGAAUAAACAUCACUGUUAGCGAUGUUAAUGACCAUAUCCCCAAAUUCUCCAAGCCAGUGUAUUCCUUCGACAUCCCAGAAGAUGCCACUCCAGGUUCCUUAGUGGCAGCCAUUCUAGCCACUGAUGACGACUCCGGUGUCAACGGGGAAAUCACGUACACCGUAAGUGAAGAUGAUGAAGAGGGUAUCUUCUUCCUGAAUCCCGUUACCGGAGUCUUCAACCUGACUCGCGUGCUGGACUACGAAGCACAGCAGUAUUACAUUCUUACUGUCCGCGCAGAAGAUGGGGGAGGCCAAUUUACUACCAUCAGAGUGUACUUCAAUAUAUUGGACGUCAACGAUAACCCGCCAGUGUUCAGCAUGACCUCGUACAGCACGUCUUUGAUGGAGAACCUGUCUCCAGGAUCUGCUAUUCUCAACUUCAGCGUCACUGAUGCAGAUGAUGGCUCCAACUCGCAGCUGUCCUUCAGCAUCGCAUCCGGGGACAGCGCGGGGCAGUUCGGCAUCGACAACAGCGGGGUGCUGAGCAUCAGGCAGCCUUUGGACCGGGAAAGCCAGUCUUUCUACAGCCUCGUCGUGCAAGUCCAUGACAUGGCCCCUCUCCCGGCCUCCAGGUACACAAGCACAGCCCAAGUUUCAAUUAUUUUGCUGGAUGUGAACGACAGCCCUCCAAGCUUUAUCUCCCCCAAGCUGACCUACGUCCCGGAAAACACACCGAUAGAUACGAUUGUGUUCAAAGCGCAGGCGACCGAUCCUGACAGCGGUCCGAACAGCUACAUCGAAUACAGUCUGCUCCGGCCUCUGGGAAACAAAUUUAGCAUCGGCACUAUUGAUGGUGAAGUCAGGCUUACCGGGGAGCUUGACAGAGAAGCCGUGUCCAACUACACCCUGACUGUGGUAGCCACAGACAAGGGCCAGCCAUCCCUUUCUUCGUCUACGGAUGUGGUGGUUAUAGUCCUGGACAUUAAUGACAAUAACCCACUUUUUGCCCAAAAGCUUUAUAAGGUAGAGGUGGGGGAGAAUACUUUGACAGGGACGGAUUUAAUCCAGGUGUUUGCUACGGAUGGAGAUGAAGGUACAAACGGGCAGGUCCGCUAUGCUAUCGUGAGUGGAGAUGCCAAUAAUGAGUUUCGGAUUGAUUCUGUGACGGGGGUGAUAACAGUUGCCAAGCCUUUGGACAGAGAGAAAAAGCCCUCCUAUACGCUGACGGUGCAGUCGGCCGACCGUGGGAGCAGCCCGAGGACUGAUACCACCACAGUCAGUAUUAUUCUGAAGGAUGUCAAUGAUUAUAUUCCCACUUUUGAACUUUCUCCCUACUCUGUGAACGUCCCUGAGAAUUUAGAGACGCUCCCGAAAGUUGUUCUUCAGGUUGUAGCAAGGGACGAUGAUCAAGGCCUAAACAGCAAGCUUACUUAUGUGCUGGUGGCUGGAAAUGAAGAAGGAGCCUUUACUCUCUCGGCCAGCGGAGAGCUGCGCUUGGUGCAGAGCCUGGACCGGGAGGCAAAGGAGCAGUACGUACUACUGAUCACAGCUGCUGAUGCAGGAUCUCCUGCCCUCACUGGCACUGGAACCAUUGCUGUCACAGUGGAUGAUGUCAAUGACAAUGUCCCCACAUUUGCCUUUAACGUGUAUUCUGCCACUGUUCCGGAGGAUGCUCCUACGGGGACAGAUAUUUUGCUUGUAAACUCCUCAGAUGCUGAUGCUUCUACAAAUGCUGUUAUUAGCUAUAGGCUUACUGGUGGCAAUUCGCAAUUCACAAUCAACCCAUCAACAGGACAAAUCAUCACCAGUGCUCUCCUUGAUCGAGAGGCGAGGGAGAACUACACUUUGGUGGUGGUGGCGAGCGACGGGGGCUUCCCUAGGGCUCUCUCCAGUUCCACCAGCGUGCUCGUCUCCGUCGCCGAUGUGAACGACAACCCACCCAAAUUCCAACACCAUCCCUACGUCACCCACGUCCCAUCGCCUGCCGCUUCAGGCUCGUUCGUGUUUGCUGUGACCGUCACUGAUGCGGAUGCCGGCUCCAAUGCCGAGCUCCAUUAUUCUCUCAUGGGGAAAAACUCCGAGAAAUUCCACAUCGAUCGCAGGGGGGCGAUCCUGGCUGCAAACCCACUGGUGGGAGAGUCCGAAGUCACCAUUUCUGUUCACGUGAAGGACGGCGGCCGGUACCCCAAGACAGACUCUACAACUGUCACUGUGAGGUUUGUGAACAGAGCAGAAUUUCCUCGCGUUCAGGCGGAUCAGGAGACCUUCACGUUUCCUGAAAACCAAGCGGUCGGUACGCUUGUCACCACCGUCUCUGGAUCUUCAGCCAGAGGAGGCUCCUUGUCUUACUACAUCGCCAGCGGUAACCUGGGCAGCACCUUCCUGGUCGACCAGGUGACAGGACAGCUUUCUGUCGGGCGGGCUUUAGAUUUCGAAGCCAUACAGAAAUACGUGGUUUGGAUCGAGGCCAGAGAUACGGGCUUUCCUCCCUUUUCCUCGUAUAAGAAACUGGAAGUAACGGUGAUAGACGUCAAUGAUAACGCGCCGGAGUUUGAGCAAGAUCCCUUCAUUGCAGAAAUAGUGGAGAACCUGUCCCCGCGGAAGAUACUGACAGUGGCUGCUGUCGACAGGGACAGUGGUCUAAACGGACAGCUAAAUUAUGAAAUAAUUGAGGGCAAUACAGAAAAUAGUUUCAGUAUCAAUCGAGCCACUGGUGAGAUCAGAAGUGUCAGGCCUUUGGACAGGGAGAAAUCGUCUCGAUACACGCUAACCAUAAAAGCUUCAGAUAAAGGCACCCCGCUCCAGAGCACGACCGUCAAAGUUAUCAUUAAUAUUUUAGAUGAAAAUGACAAUGCUCCAAGGUUUUCCCAGAUAUUCAGUGCUUCCGUGCCUGAAAAUGCACCUCUGGGUUUUACGGUAACCCGAGUCACGACGUCAGAUGAAGACAUUGGGGUGAACGCGAUCAGCAGGUACUCUAUAAGGGAUACAAGUCUCCCGUUUACCAUAAAUCCCAGCACUGGGGACAUCACCAUCAGCAGACCACUAAACAGGGAGGACACAGACCGCUACAGAAUCAGGGUCUCCGCGCAUGACUCUGGGUGGACGGUGAGCACGGAUGUCACCAUAUUUGUCAUGGAUGUCAAUGACAACGCCCCACGAUUUACAAAGCCGUCCUAUUACCUGGAGUGUCCCGAGCUUCCUGGGAUUGGGUUGAAGGUCACCCAGGUUUCAGCCACCGAUCCUGAUGAAGGGUCGAACGGCCAAGUCUUCUACUUCAUAAAAUCCCAGUCCGAGUUCUUCCGAAUUAAUGCAACCACGGGGGAAAUUUUCAACAAGCAGUAUUUAAGGUACCAAAACUCCAGCGGUUCGAGCAAUGUCAACAUUAAUAGGCACAGCUUCAUCGUUACUUCUUCAGACCGAGGCAGUCCUCCGUUAAUGAGUGAGACAACCGUCACCAUUAACAUAGUAGACAGCAACGACAACGCACCGCUGUUCCUCACUCAUAAAUAUUUUACUCCUGUUACAAAGAACGUGAGGGUUGGCACAAACUUAAUUAAAGUUACUGCAGUGGAUGACAAAGACUUUGGCUUGAAUUCUGAAGUGGAGUACUUUAUCUCUGAUGAAAGCAAAACUAAUAAAUUCAGACUGGACAGGAGUACAGGCUGGAUUUCUGUGUCAUCUUCACUAAUGGCUGAUUUGAACAAAAACUUUCUGUUUAAAGUGAAAGCAAAGGAUAAAGGUAAUCCUCCACUCUCAUCUGAGGUAGCUGUUGAAAUAGUAGUAACAGAGGAAAAUUACCAUACACCGGAGUUUUCUCAAAGCCGUAUGAGCGUUACUAUCCCGGAGAGUCACUCUGUUGGAACAGUGGUCAGGACGGUUUCAGCCCGAGACAGAGAUGCCGCUAUGAACGGAUUAAUCAAGUAUAAUAUUUCUUCUGGAAAUGAGGCUGGCGUCUUUGCUAUUAAUACAACUACCGGUACACUGAUGCUCGCAAAACCACUUGAUUUUGAGUUGCGCCAAAAACAUGAGCUAGUUGUUACUGCCAUAGAUGGAGGAUGGGUGUCCAGAACAGGCUACUGCAGUGUCACUGUUAAUGUCAUUGAUGUGAAUGACAAUUCUCCAGCAUUCAGCCCUGAGGACUACUUUCCCAACGUGUUAGAAAAUGCCCCCAGUGGGACAACUGUCAUUCGUUUAAAUGCCACUGAUGCUGACUCUGGACCUAACGCUGUGAUUGCGUAUGCUAUUCAGUCCUCAGAUAGUGACCUCUUUGUCAUUGACCCCAAUACAGGAACGAUCACCACCCAGGGAUUUUUAGAUUAUGAAACAAAGCAAAGUUACCAUUUAACGGUAAAGGCUUUUAAUGUUCCAGAUGAAGAGAGGUGCAGCUUUGCUAGUGUCAACAUCCAGUUAGAAGGGACAAAUGAGUAUGUGCCCCGUUUUGUGUCCAAGCUUUAUUAUUUUGAGGUUUCUGAGGCAGCCUCCAAAGGUACUGUUGUAGGUGAAGUUUUUGCAAGUGAUCGUGAUAUGGGAACUGACGGAGAAGUCCACUACCUUAUCUUUGGCAACAGCAGAAAGAAAGGCUUCCAGAUAGAUGAGAGAAGUGGCCAGAUCUACGUUUCAGGACCUCUCGACAGAGAAAAAGAAGAACGAAUCUCUUUGAAAGUCCUUGCAAAAAAUUUGGGGAGCAUUCGUGGUGCAGAUAUAGAUGAAGUAACUGUUAAUAUCACUGUAUUGGAUGCUAACGAUCCUCCCGUUUUUACCCUAGGAACCUACAAUAUACGAAUCAGCGAGGGUGUUCCUCCAGGCACCCAUGUCACGUUCGUGAGUGCCUUUGAUUCAGAUUCUGUCCCUAGCUGGAGCAGGUUUUCCUAUUUCAUUGGGUCUGGCAAUGACAACAGCGCCUUUUCCAUCAACCCGCAGACAGGACAGGUGACGGUCACUGCAGAGCUGGAUCGAGAAACGUUGCCUGUGUACAACCUGUCUGUGCUGGCCAUCGAUUCGGGAACGCCGUCUGCUACAGGAAGUGCCUCUUUAUUGGUAACUUUGGAAGAUAUCAAUGACAACGGCCCUACCUUGUCCACCAGCCAAGGAGAAGUCAUGGAGAAUAACCGUGCAGGAACUCUUGUGAUGACACUUCAAUCGUCAGAUCCUGAUCUUCCUCCGAACCAAGGUCCCUUUACGUAUUACUUGCUCAGCACUGGCCCCGCAACCAGCUACUUCAGCCUUAGCACCGCUGGUGUGCUGACAACGACGAGAGAGAUUGACAGGGAGCAAAUCAGCGAUUUCUACCUGUCGGUGAUUACGAGAGACUCUGGCGUUCCUCAGAUGUCUUCCACAGGAACUGUGCAGAUCAAGGUAAUAGACCAAAACGACAACCCGUCUCAGCCCAGAACGGUAGAAAUCUUUGUUCACUAUUAUGGCAACCUCUUCCCAGGUGGAAUUUUGGGCAACGUAAAGCCGCAGGAUCCAGACGUGCUAGACAGCUUCCAGUGCUCCCUCACCUCAGGAGUCACCAGCCUCUUCAGCAUUCCUGGGGGUACCUGCGAGCUGCACUCGCAGGCGAGGUCCACGGAUGGCACGUUUGACCUGGCUGUCCUCAGCAACGACGGGUUGCAUGGUGCCGUCACCAGCAGCGUCCGGAUUUUCUUCGUGGGCUUCAGCAACGCCACCAUUGACAACAGCAUCCUCCUCCGCCUGAGCGCCCACAGCGUGCGGGAUUUCCUGACGAAUCACUAUCUCCACUUCUUACGCAUCGCCAGCUCCCAGCUGACGGGGCUGGGCACCGCCGUCCAGCUCUACGGGCUGUACGAGGAGAGCAACCACACCUUCCUGAUGGCGGCCGUCAAACGUGGCAACAACCAGUACGUGAAUCCCAGCGGCGUGGCCACCUUCUUCGAGAGCAUCAAAGAUGUCCUCUUCCGCCAGAGCGGGGUGCGGAUCGAGGCUGUGGACCACGACUGGUGCCUGCAGAGCCCCUGCCAGAACGGAGGGAGCUGCCUGAGGAGGUUGGCGGUGAGCCCGGCUCUGAAGAGCCACGAGAGCAUCCCCGUCAUCAUCGUGGCCAACGAGCCCCUCCGGCCCUUCGUGUGCAGGUGCAUGCCGGGGUACGAUGGGAGUCUGUGCGAGACGGACAUCGACGAAUGCCUCCCUUCCCCCUGCCACAAUGAUGGGACUUGCCACAACUUGGUGGGGGGCUUCUCGUGCAGUUGCCCGGAGGGCUUCACUGGCAUGGCCUGCGAGAGGGACGUCAACGAGUGCCUUUCCAACCCGUGCAAAAACGGUGCCGCCUGCCAGAACUUCCCGGGAAGCUUCAACUGCGUUUGUAAAACUGGGUAUACAGGGAAAACGUGCGACUCCGCUGUCAAUUACUGUGAGUGCAACCCCUGUUUCAAUGGUGGAUCCUGCCAAAGCGGGGUGGAGGGCUAUUACUGCCACUGCCCCUUCGGUGUUUUUGGGAAUCAUUGUGAACUGAACAGUUAUGGGUUUGAAGAGUUGUCGUAUAUGGAGUUUCCCAGUAUGGAUCCAAACAAUAAUUACAUCUAUAUAAAGUUUGCCACUAUAAAAAGUAAUGCCUUAAUGUUGUAUAACUACGAUAACCAAACUGGAGAGCGGGCAGAAUUUCUGGCCCUGGAAAUAGCAGAAGAGAGGCUGAGAUUCUCCUACAAUCUUGGCAGUGGCACGUACAAGCUUACCACAACUAAGAAGGUGUCUGACGGACAAUUUCACACAGUUAUUGCCCGGAGGGCUGGAAUGGCAGCAUCACUGACGGUGGAUUCCUGCUCUGAGGAUCAGGAGCCAGGCUACUGCACUGUUAGCAAUGUUGCUGUUUCUACUGACUGGACUCUCGAUGUACAACCAAAUCGAGUUACUGUUGGUGGCAUCAGGUCUGUAGAGCCCAUCCUUCAAAGGAGAGGACAGGUGGAAAGCCAUGAUUUUGUGGGCUGUAUAAUGGAGUUUGCAGUCAACGGACGUCCCCUGGAGCCCAGCCAGGCUUUGGCAGCUCAAGGAAUCUUAGAUCAGUGUCCCAGACUAGAAGGUGCUUGCACGACCAGCCCCUGCCAACAUGGUGGCACCUGUAUUGAUCACUGGUCGUGGCAGCAGUGUCACUGCAAAGACGGACUGACGGGAAAGCACUGUGAAAAAUAUAUUACUGCCGACACUGCCUUAUCGCUAGAAGGCAAAGGACGACUUGACUACCACAUGAGCCCAAACAAGAAGCGAGAAUACAUGAUGAGACACGGCACUCGAGGCGCCGGCCCGGGACCCCCGAACGCGGACCGCUUGGAAGUGAAGUUCAGGACAAGAAGCGAGAACGGCGUUUUAGUUCACGUCCAGGAAAGCAGCAACUUCACUACCGUGAAGAUAAAAGGUGGGAAAGUGCAUUACGUAUCCGAUGCUGGAAUUGCUGGGAAAGUGGAAAGAAAUAUCCCAGAAGUGUACGCUGCGGAUGGUCAGUGGCAUUCGGUACUCAUUGAGAAGAACGGGUCUGCUACUAUCCUGUCAGUCGACAAGACUCAUAGCCGAGACAUUCUCCAUGCCACGCAAGACUUCGGUGGGCUAAACGUUCUUACAAUUUCUUUGGGAGGAAUCCCAUCAAGCCAACCUUUCAAGAGCACAGUUGCAGGCUUCGACGGCUGCAUUUCCUACGUCAAGUACGGCGGGGAGAGCCUUCCCUUCGCUGGCAAGCACAGCCUCGCCACUCUCUCCAAAACAGACCCCUCGGUGAAGAUCGGCUGCCGCGGCCCCAACGUCUGCGCCAGCAGUCCCUGCUGGGGCGAGCUGAUGUGCAUCAACCAGUGGUACGCCUACCAGUGCGUCCCACCGGGCGCCUGUGCCUCCAGCCCCUGCCAAAACGGGGGCAGCUGCGAGCCCGGGGCGCACGCCGGCUUCACCUGCAGCUGCCCCGAGGCGUACGCGGGACGGACGUGCGAGGCGGUAGUGGCGUGCCUGGGGGUCUCGUGCGCCCCGGGCCACGAGUGUAGAGCGGGGAUCAAUGGUGGCCACGUCUGCCUCCCGUCCCCGCACCCCGCCGAGCUGUCCCUGCCCCUCUGGGCCGUGCCGGCUAUCGUGGGCAGCUGCGCGACGGUCCUGGCGCUGCUGGUCCUCAGCCUCAUCCUCUGCAACCAGUGCCGAGGAAAGAAGUCGAAAGCCCCGAAAGAGGAGAAGAAAACGAAGGAGAAGAAGAAAAAAGGGAGCGAGAACGUGGCGUUUGAUGACCCUGACAACAUCCCACCCUAUGGCGACGACAUGACUGUCAGGAAGCAGCCCGAAGGGAACCCGAAACCCGAUAUCAUCGAAAGAGAAAACCCCUAUCUCAUCUAUGACGAAACCGACAUCCCGCACGCCACGGAGACGAUCCCCAGCGCCCCGCUGGCUUCCCCCGAGCCCGAGAUCGAGCACUACGACAUCGACAACGCCAGCAGCAUCGCCCCCUCGGACGCCGACAUCAUCCAGCACUACAAGCAGUUUCGGAGCCACACGCCCAAGUUCUCCAUCCAGAGGCACAGCCCGCUGGGCUUCGCGCGGCAGUCCCCCAUGCCCCUGGGAGCCAGCAGCUUGACCUACCAGCCCGCCUACGGGCAGGGCUUGAGGACAACGUCUUUAAGCCACUCGGCAUGCCCUACUCCCAACCCCCUGUCUCGGCACAGCCCCGCACCCUUCUCCAAAUCGUCGACUUUCUACAGGCACAGUCCGGCGAGGGAGCUGCACCUCGCCAUAAGGGAAGGGAGCCCGCUGGAGAUGCACAACGAUGUCUGCCAGCCUGGCAUUUUUAACUACGCCACUCGGCUGGGGAGGAGAAGUAAGAGUCCGCAGACCAUGGCGAGCCAUGGUUCCCGACCGGGAAGCCGCCUGAAGCAGCCCAUCGGGCAGAUCCCUCUGGAGACUGCUCCUCCGGUGGGGCUGUCCAUCGAAGAGGUGGAGAGACUGAACACCCCUCGCCCCAGAAACCCCAGCAUCUGCAGCGCAGACCACGGCCGGUCCUCUUCUGAGGAGGACUGCAGAAGGCCUCUGUCCCGGACGAGGAACCCGGCCGAUGGUAUUCCCGCGCCCGAGUCCUCCUCCGACAGCGACUCCCACGAGUCCUUCACCUGCUCGGAGAUGGAGUACGACAGGGAUAAGCCCAUAGCGUACACCUCCAGGAUGCCCAAGUUAUCCCAGGUCAACGAGUCCGAUGCGGAUGACGAGGACAACUACGGCGCCAGGCUGAAGCCCCGGCGGUACCCUGGCCGCCGAGGCGAGGGGGGGCCGGUGGGGGCGCAGGCGACCGCCGCCAGUGCCGGGGAGAGCUCCCUGCCCGUGAAGCUGGGGCAGCAAGCGGGAAGCUUCAACUGGGACAACCUCUUGAACUGGGGCCCGGGCUUUGGGCAUUACGUGGAUGUUUUCAAAGAUUUGGCAUCACUUCCUGAAAAAACAGCAGCAGCAGCAGCAGCAGCAGCGAGUGAAGACAGCAAAGGUGGUACAACGAAGCCUGUUUCCAAGGACGGGGAAGCAGAACAGUAUGUAUAGGCUUUAUCUCCUGGUAUUGCCGCAGUGCAAAGCCACGGGGACCGGUCAAACCAUUAUAUGGUUGUAGAAAAGCAAAGGUCAGCAUUUGAACCCCAGGCCAGUUUGGUUGGAGGAGACUUUAAAAAUAAUAACCAUUAUGCUGCUGAAAGAGACUUAAAACGUUUUUAAUUUAAAUAUGCUUCGAUGAAUUUAUUUCUCCUGCAUGCAUUGUAUUUGAAAACAAGAUAUUCGGCAUGCAGCCUUUGAAGAGGGUUUCCUAUUUACCGUUGUUUGGUUUGUGAUUCUUAAAUUAAUAAUGCUUUGUUCUGAAAAUGAACUAAUUUUUUUUUUUAAUUGUGAAGGAUGUGCAUAUUGUCUCCAGCUACUAACAUGUUUUACAAUGCAAGAGUAUUGAGGAUUUAAUUUGCCUUAAGAAGUGCAUGGAAGAAGGAUGGUGAAUGAAGGAAUUACAGUAGUAAGGUGUCUCAGAAAACGUAGUUACCAUAUCCUGCAGUUGCUCACAUGUAACUUUAUGGAUGAAAUCAGCUUGAAUAAUUGCUGGCAUCAGUGCUGUAAGUCUUAUUCCAUACAAGAGGUGCUAGAAGCAGCUCAAGCCAGUCAGCACUUUAGGAGUUUUUUCCUUUUCAGCUUGUUUAUUUGUUUGUUUGGGGAUUUUUCCCUUUCUUUCCCCCCCUUCUUUUUUUUUUUUGUUUUGUUUUGUUUUGUUCUUUUGACAAAGUUGUGUGAGAGCUUCUGAAUCUCUACGAAAUAUUUUGGGAUGCUUAACCCCGGUCCCUGCCCGGCCCCCUCAGUGCUUCCAGUGGUUGGGGAACGAUUGGCAUUUGUCAGCCCAGCCAAGUAGCCUGGCUCGCGGCAGCGGCAGCGGCACGAUCCACGGGAGCGAGGGAGCAACCCCUCGAUUUCCACAUCUCUUGGCCUCUCAACUCGGCUGUGCUGCUGCUGCAGUCUGGGCUUCUCCCCAGAUUUCAUUUUCUCAUCUGUACUACGGAAAGGUAGGAAAAACACUUACUCACCUACCUCACAGGGGUGUUGUGAGGACUAAUUAGUUAACUCAUCUGAAGUGCUUAGACAUUAUAAAGCACUAUAAUAAGUAUUAUCAUAAUUAUUAUUAAAGCACUGCCUAGCCUUUGUGACCUUGAAGUGGCAUUUUCUGCAUUAUAUGAUUUUCUAUGAUGGAAACUGAAGAAUUAUUUAUUGUAUAGAAAAUUACUGCACUCUAGCAUUUUGGAGCGGAUAUGAGGGAAAACUACUUGUAGAUUCAUUAAUGUAGCUUACUGUUUGUCCCAAAUUCCCUAAAGUUUUAGGUAAAGUAGAACCUCACAAAGUCCUUACAUCUUCAUGCAGAUCUGAUGAACUUAUCGUACUGUGUAAAAACUUCAAAAAAAAAAUUUUUUUUUUUUUUUUACCUAAGCUGUGUUUUUAUAUCAAUAUUUUCCUAUGCUGAAUAGUUUUCUUACUUUCAGGGAAGGUAAGAAAAAUACUUUUUUUACAUUUGUUACUUAUGUAACAUCCAUAUUUUUCACAUUUUGAUAAAAUUGUAACAUACUGUAUGCUUUCUACCUGUAAAUGCCAA